Messenger RNA from Protomyces lactucae-debilis, 2238 nucleotides. Its product is annotated as Mak10 subunit, NatC N-terminal acetyltransferase-domain-containing protein. Gene Ontology annotation, cellular component: NatC complex. The record is from RefSeq and is a predicted model, not a curated record. Bases 124 to 2199 code for a protein of 691 amino acids. Gene Ontology annotation, biological process: N-terminal peptidyl-methionine acetylation. The transcript has 2 exons. NCBI's taxonomy places the organism in Eukaryota, Fungi, Ascomycota, Taphrinomycetes, Taphrinales, Protomycetaceae.
CGAUCAGACCAAAGCAAGACAAUCCUCGAGCAUGUCCACUUGAAGACGCUGCCUCUCGGGUCUGCAUGCUCCAAGACUGCUUAUAAGUCACUGGCUGACUGCUUUAUACACCUGCUAUUGGCUAUGUCGAGUCACGGUAUAACAGACAUGACGGAUGUUACCGCUGCUUUUAAAAAAGCCUGUGAAGAUGCCCUCGACCUUGGCGAGCUCAUCCGUCUCGAGACAUUUCAGCUGCAAGAUUCCAUUGCAGCUCUCGAGAUUAUGGAUCCAAAGAUGGAUAAUGGUGUGAUUGAUGCAAAAGAGCUGGCACUCGGCUCUUAUGAUUGCAGCCAGGCAUUGAGCCCACAAGAAGUCUUGAGCAUUAUGGAUCAGUUGCUUGCGAGUGAAAUGGCAUGGCAGACAGGUGCAAGCCUAGCACAGACUCUAUUCACUUGUGUCUAUGUGCAAGCACUACUAGGCCCUCGCCUGCAAGAUCGUGAUCCAUCCAAAUACCGACUCGAUGAUCCGUUGCACGAACAUGUGCUAUUCCCAUACGUGGCAGCAACGAUUCGUUCAUGUGAGUUUGUCAGAGAGGAAUUCAUGGCUGGCAGGUUAUAUGACGAGGAAGACAUCUCUGCGCAUGACUUUGACGAGCGUAUGCUGAGUGAUGAACCGAGUCAUACCAUUCAGGCACUCUUGACAGAUGGCAUUGCUUGGUGCAAGGCACAGCAACUGGAUCAUCUUGCCUUGCGGCUGCAGCAACGACAGGCAUGGCUUCAAUUGACAAGUCAAAUGAGCGAUGCCACAGCACUUCAAUUGAAUGCGCGGACAUUGGAAUCACUACUUACAGAAAUGACCAUUCCCGCGUGUACGCUCAAACCAGACACGCUGGCUGCCAUCUUCAACCCGACGAUACAGCGUCGCUUCGCAAGUACAACACCACCACGUCCCAUUGUCACCAUGUCUGUUGAGGCUGCCGUUGACUUGCUGAAACGCUUAUGUGCAGAUAUGGCACCCUUGAAGGUCAUCUCAAGUGAUGCUCGGCACAGUCCUGCUGUCAUGCAUGCAUACUUUGAGGUUCUUCGAUGCAGAGAACUGCCCUAUCUACCACUGACACGGUCACUCAUGCAAAGACACUUCCAAGAAAGUCCAGGACUCAAAGCGCUUCCUGAACAAGAAAGGUAUCUCAUCAAUGCAGUACAAGAAUUGAGUGGCAAGCGACCCGAGUACUUUGAUGCAAGUCUCGCGCGUGUCGAACAACCCUCCGACAAGCGAUUCAAGAUUCAUCAGCUCAUUACGAUGCUGCUUCAACGGGCAACGCCACCCAUCCUUGACCUAUACCGUAUCUACUGGCACAACCCAAGCAGACAACGACGCAAUUUAUGCAAAGUUCUGCUCGAUUUAGAUGUGCUGCAAGGAGAGGCUGAGCUGCUAGAUACUGAACUCGCCUCGCUCACGAAAGAGCAUCCCAAACAGCUUACCAACGGACGAACCAGUCUCUCAUACACCUUGUCCUCAUGGCUCUUCAACACAAAACUCGAUGUCAGUCUCAAGAUUUGGUUUAUGGGUUUUGAGCAAGAGUUGUAUCGGCCGUGGGAACUCGAUCUUGUGUACCUGCAGCUGGAACACUUGAUUGCACUGCAAAUUGACCAUCUCAAUACAAUUUACCUAGAUCGUGUACCAGCAUCAGAUCAAAAGGUGCGAGAUCAUUUGGACAGUGUCAUCACCUACAAUGAAGUCCUCAUUGUCAUGUGCAGAGCUUGUAUCGAUCUCUUGAAGCUUCUCAAAAAGCUCAAACUUAUCCAGGAUGACAGAUGCCCCUUUAGCAGUCGUGCGCUCUUGUACGAAUACCGCAUGAAACCCUUCAACCUACUCGUAUCACCGCCUGCACUCACCUGGCAAGACACACGGAGCUGUCUCGAUACCUCGGACUUGACCGCUCAGCAACUCAAAAAGAAUGCUGCCGACGGCGUCCAUCAAGGCAGGCUACAGGCAGCUGCGGCAAUGAAGAGCAGUCCCUCGCCGCUCCUGUCAAUCUUGCCAGAGGUGCUUGACCACCAGCGAGCAGAGAUGAAGGCUAUGGUGGCGACAUGCAUCUCCAAUAAUUUGUUCCUGAGCCAACUUUCCCAACAAAUGCAAACGGGCAAAGUCGGCAGCACGAAGCUUGCCAUACGAUACCCCUUCACCAAGCACUUUCCUGUAUUUGGAUUUGAAUCAUAGAUGUUUCCAUGAGGUAGUUUGAUUACCUAGCUACAGCAA